AUGGAGAAUGGAGAAGUCCAUGCAAUCCUAGGCCCACAAUGGUCCUCACAAGCCAAAUUUGUAAUCGACUUAGGAGUAAAAGCUCAAGUCCCAAUCAUAUCCUUCUCCGUCACAAGCCCAUCCCUUUCUCCCACACAAAGCCAAUAUUUUGUUCGGACAGCCUAUGAUGACAGUUCACAAGUUGGUGCUUUAGCGGCUGUUGUUCAAGCUUUUGGUUGGAGGGAAAUAACUCUUGUUUAUGAAGACACUGACUAUGGCAACGGCUUGGUCCCAUACCUUGUCGACGCGUUCCAAGAGGUCGAUGCUCGGAUCUCUUAUAGAAGUGUUAUUCCUCCAUCUCCGGCAGAUAUCGACAUCGUAAAAGAGCUCAAUAACUUGUUGCUGAAGCAGACAAGAGUGUUUCUUGUUCAUAUGACUGCUGUGAUUGGGUCUAGGUUCUUUGUUCUAGCAAGUGAUGCGAGGAUGAUGAGCGAGGAGUUUGUGUGGUUUGUCACCGAUGGUUUGUCGUCUUUUCUAGACCCAGUCAGCUCUAAGGCUUUGGACUCAAUGCAAGGUGUACUAGGUGUAAGGCCACAUGUACCCUCAUCGGAGUCUCGUAGAGCUUUUGAAGAGAGAUGGACGAAGCUUUACGCCGAGAGAAAUUUACAUGAAGAGAUUGCUGAUCUCAAUCUCUUUGGCUUAUGGGCAUACGACACCGUUACAGCACUAGCAUUAGCAGGAGAGAUGGCAUGGGAGCCUGCAAAGUUUAGAUACUUUAACCGGAAUACGAGCAGCAACAAUCUCGCCUUUUCUUCUAUCGGGAUUUCGGAGAUGGGCCCGAAAUUGCUUGACAAAAUUCUAAGCAUCAAAUUUCCAGGCCUUAGCGGAGAAUUUAACUUGCCCAACGGCAAACUUCAGCCCAUUGCAUUCGAAAUCUUUAAUGUUGUAGGAAAGACAGAGAAAAUCAUUGGAUACUGGACUAAGGCACAAGGACUUUCACCUGAAUUGAACCUGUCAUCGAAGGUAAAUUAUACAGCUUUGGCCCAUGAUUUGAAGCCCCCUAUUUGGCCAGGAGAUACAUCAAAGCCACCGAAAGGUUGGGUGAUGCCGAUAGCAGGACAGCAACUAAGUAGUCUAGAAAAUAUUUAUGCAUGA
Messenger RNA from Syzygium oleosum, 1134 nucleotides. RefSeq names its product glutamate receptor 2.1-like. The coding region runs from base 1 to 1134 and encodes 377 amino acids. The transcript has a single exon. Gene Ontology annotation, molecular function: G protein-coupled receptor activity. Lineage: Eukaryota; Viridiplantae; Streptophyta; Magnoliopsida; Myrtales; Myrtaceae. The record is from RefSeq and is a predicted model, not a curated record. Gene Ontology annotation, biological process: G protein-coupled receptor signaling pathway. Gene Ontology annotation, cellular component: membrane.